CAAACGAAAUUCUUCUUGCUACGAAACGCCAAGACAUGUAGCAAAUUACCGAUAAGCUAGACAACCUUGCUUUUCAACUUGAUUCCCACUGUAUAACAAACCGGUUCUUGCUGGAUCAGAUGUUUACGACCAAAAACCAGUUUCGGCAUCGCCAUCGGAAGAUUUGUUUUUGUUUUCGAUUCGCGUUUGCGGACGUAAUUAAGUUGUUCUUCUAUCGUUAACACAUUUCACUUCAGUUGAGCCCGCAAACUCUUGCUGGCCACGGUGGAGUUCUCUUUAUUGUGUAAUUUAAAAAGCAAAGCAGAGAUGAUUUGGCUCAUCCUUGUGACUUUGUGCAUACGGACGGCUUCCAGCGCAACGGAAAUGUUCCCCAACGAACGAACCUCUUUGGAUGAUUGCCGACUUCGCUUCUACCGCAUCGAACCGUAUUCUGCCGCGGCUCCAGCCAGCGGGAAGCCCACCCGAAUCCGGGAGUUUCCGCACAUGGCAGCGAUCGGUUGGACCGAACCGGACGGCUCUAUCCAGUGGAAGUGCGGCGGAUCGCUCAUUUGGGACAACUUCGUCCUGACGGCUACCCACUGUGUGCUGGAUUCGCGCAGUAUUGCUCCGGACGUGGUGCGGCUGGGAGACAUUGACCUGUACAGCGCGGAUGACGACGAGUGGGCGCAGCAGUUCCGGAUUGUGAAGAUUGUGAGGCAUCCGGAGCAUAGGUUUACGGCGAGUUACAAUGAUAUUGCGCUGCUAAAGCUGGACCGCAAUGUGGUUGAGGACGGUACGGUGAUACCGGCUUGCCUGUGGAGGGAUGAAGAGGUGAGGUUCAAGGAGCUUGUGGCUACCGGUUGGGGUCGGACCGGAGUUGGGGCGGAUUUCACUCCCAAGCUACUACAAGUAUCGUUGAAGCCGAUUUCAAAUGAAGAGUGCAGCAAGAUUUAUCCUUACGAUCGGAAGCUCAGGCAAGGUCUUCAGAGUCAACAUCUAUGUGCGCGCGAUGAAAUUAUGGACACCUGCGAGGGUGAUUCCGGAGGUCCACUGCAGUUCAAGCUGAUGCAUAACGGUCGAAUGACGCCGUUCAUCAUUGGCGUUACGUCGUUUGGGUCAGCUUGCGGAGUUUCCCUUCCGGGAGUCUACGCGAGAGUUUCAACAUACUUCGACUGGAUAGUCGAUACUAUGCGACAGCAUGAGGCGGUUGGACUUGAAGCAAACUACAACGAAACGUUCUGUGCCUUGCGGUAUGUAACUUUCCGCGAGUACGAUAAGCAGGUAGGCAAAACAAUAGAUGGGAAUUACACUAGUAAAGAUUUGACCAAAUUGAGGAUCUACGCGGAAGACCUUCCUCGACAAUUGGCCAGGAUUCGUUGGAACGGACAAGGACCGAACUGCUUCGGUGUGAUUGUCGACGAAAACACGGUGUUGACCGUGGCUGAUUGUACCACUUUUAAUGGGAAGUCACCGACCUUCGUCACCUAUCUGAACAACAAGGUUGCGACCAUCUCGAAGAUCGUUGUGCACCCGGAACACGCGCGUGGCUCCGCCUACAACAACAUUGCUAUUUUGAAGUUGAGCAACCUUUUAGAUCUACCGUUGGACUUUCGACCUUCCUGUAUCUGGCACAGCUUGGACUACGAAGGUCUCAUCUACGCGUACGGCAAGGGUCGUCGCGACAUCAACCGCUUCAUAGACUACGGAGAGGGAAGCUUCUUAGACCCUAGACAGUUCAAUCACCUGAUUCAAUCUCACAUUAUGGAUGCAAGCAGCUGUAUAGUUUCGGAACGGUUUCUUCCCCGUAUGACCAAAGGACCUGGCCGAGACCAUUUGUGCGUGGGUAAUGACGUCUUUUUGGUACCCGGAUCAUGCGAGCAGCUAACGGGUAGCAUGCUCGGGAAACCCUCCGGAUUCUUCUACAACACCGUUGCUUUAACCUUACUUAGCAGGGACUGCGGCUUUGGUGAGCAUUUGAUCAGCACCCGACUUUACAGCCAUGUCGACUGGAUGAAGUCGGUGCUGCUGCCAAACUUCCGAGAUUUUAGUGCGGUACACUAUGUUGAUGCAGACCUUCAGGAGGGUAGUAGCUGUACGCUGGGCAGUGGACUCACCGGACUAUGUGUUUCGGCAGAUCGAUGUACGGGACAGCUCAAGCAGUCCCAAGGACGAAUCACGUUCUGUUCCAGCGGAUCUGUUAUUUGUUGUUCCCCACAAAACAUCGGUGGAAAUAGUCGGAUUCAUCAAGAUAUUCUAGGCUGUCCUGAAUUAGUCCCGAAACUUGCUGGAGAGACUUCGAAUGGAUCGCUGACAAGAAUCGGCUGGCUCGCAAAUGGAACUCCUCAAUUCCACUGCAUGGGAUCAGUGGUUAGCCGUUCAUCUGUCCUUACAACGGCAAGCUGCUUAGGAGACAGCCAACCUAGCAUUGUCCAACUGACAGAGUCUGGAUCCCAGCAUGAAGUGGAUAGAGUUUUGAAACAUCCCGGAUUCAACGUCACUGACCGCACCAAUGACAUUGCACUGAUUCGGCUGAAGAAUCCGCUUACUUGGACCUCGUCCGUGGUUCCAAUCUGCCUCUGGACGAACGCUACCCACACACCGAUCGAGCUGGACAUCAACUAUCCCUCGGAAAACUCUUACUACACGCCCAAAAAGCACCACCCGAUGUACGGCUCGGACUGUCAACGGACGCAUCCACACGUGAUCAGAGACUCUCAGCUGUGCACGCGAAGUCCCUACGAAAGUGCCGUGUGCGUGACUUCCGGAGAUCAGCUGAUAUGGGCGGAUGAAGAUGCAAAGGUUCGAUACUUGGUCGGACUGUCCACAAACUCGUGCGAACAAGUCAAGUGGAAAUAUUCCGUUUUCACAAGGAUUUCAUCUUAUUUAGCGUGGAUCAGUGAAACUGCAUUUUAAAUUAUUUUGUGCAAAUUAAACCUUAUACAUUCCUCAAACAUCUCGCGCCAUUUUAAUUCCCGUAACGAGUCCAUUCUCCUCCCAAAACAUCACAAAAAUAAACAACUUAUCACUUCAAAAAGGAUGGCUCAA
This is a messenger RNA of Culex pipiens pallens (northern house mosquito), 3024 nucleotides long. RefSeq lists its product as uncharacterized. NCBI's taxonomy places the organism in Eukaryota, Metazoa, Arthropoda, Insecta, Diptera, Culicidae. Gene Ontology annotation, biological process: proteolysis. The record is from RefSeq and is a predicted model, not a curated record. The transcript has 5 exons. Gene Ontology annotation, molecular function: serine-type endopeptidase activity. The coding region runs from base 307 to 2892 and encodes 861 amino acids.